Malassezia restricta is the source of this 1581-nucleotide messenger RNA. RefSeq names its product succinate-semialdehyde dehydrogenase/glutarate-semialdehyde dehydrogenase. Lineage: Eukaryota; Fungi; Basidiomycota; Malasseziomycetes; Malasseziales; Malasseziaceae. The coding region runs from base 1 to 1581 and encodes 526 amino acids. The record is from RefSeq and is a predicted model, not a curated record. The transcript has 2 exons. Gene Ontology annotation, molecular function: succinate-semialdehyde dehydrogenase (NAD+) activity.
AUGAUCACCUGUAUUGUAAGGCGCAUCGCACCUCCUUGUCGUGCAUUUUCGACGAGUACGAAUGUAUGGAAGAACUUUCCCAACAUGCCGAAGGGCAUUAUAAGAAGUGGAAAGAGUUCAUUGGGCCUGGCGAAUCCAGUGCUUGUCCAUGAAAAAUCGUACAUCGAUGGCAAAUGGGUCAAUGCAUUGAAUGGUCAGACACAACCUGUCUACAAUAAGGCCACCAAUGAAGUAUUAGCCGAGGUAGUAGACCAGGGACGUCAAGACACAGAGAUGGCUAUCAAAGCGGCUGAAGAGGCGUUCCAGACAUGGUCCAAGACUACGCCACAUGAGCGUCAUAAUUACCUUCUUGCUCUUUUUGCCAAGAUUCAAGAGAAUGCAGAAGACUUUGCUCGACUGAUAGUGGCUGAGAAUGGUAAAGCCAUUUCGGAUGCCCGUGGCGAAGUGAACUACGCCAACUCAUACGUGCAGUGGUUUGCGGAGGAAGCUCUUCGAAUUCAGGGAUACACAACACCAUCUCCCAAUCCUAGCAAUCGCACAACAGUGAUUCGGCAGCCUGUAGGUGUAGCUGCUCUGAUUGCACCUUGGAACUUUCCCUUGGCCAUGAUUACCCGUAAAGUAGCACCUGCCCUUGCUGCUGGCUGCACUACAGUGGUCAAAGCACCUCACGAGGCUCCAUUAAGUGCAUUGGCUUUGGCAUAUUUGGCGGAGGAAGCAGGUAUUCCAAAAGGUGUGAUCAACGUGUUGGUCUCAUCUCGUGGUAAAAACGAGUCGGAGAUGGGCAAGGCACUUUGCGAGAGUACAUUGGUCGACAAGCUUUCCUUCACUGGAUCCACCAGAGUAGGUAAGAUUCUCAUGGGUCAGUCGGUCAAUACGCUCAAGAAAUUUUCGAUGGAACUGGGCGGCAAUGCACCGUUUAUUGUAUUUGAUGAUGCGGAUGUGGACGCGGCCGUCAGCAAUGCUGUGGCUUGUAAGUUCCGCUGUGGUGGACAAACGUGCAUUUCGGCCAACCGAAUCUACGUGCACGAACAAGUGCACGACGAGUUUGUCUCCAAGUUUGUCGAGAGAGUCAAGAAGCUUCGCGUGGGCUACGGUCUGGACGAAAACAUCAACAUUGGACCGCUAGUGAAUGAGGCUAGUCAGGACAAAGCAGAGUCACAUGUCCGUGCAAUGCAAAAGGUUGGCUCUGAAGUGGUCUUGGGAGGUGACAAGGGCGAGGGACUCUUUUUUGAGCCCACCGUCGUGCUUGUCAAACCAGGGGAACGCGUGCCUACUGACGAUGAAGAAACGUUUGGUCCCGUGGCUGCUAUCUAUAAAUUCCAAUCUGAAGAACAAGUGCUUCGUCUGGCGAACGACGUGCGUGUGGGCUUGGCAGGCUACUUCUUCAGCGAGAAUGUGCAUCGCUGCUACCGCGUGGCUGAAGCUCUGCACGUCGGCAUGGUUGGUAUCAAUACGGGUAUGAUUUCAUCUAGCACUAUGCCUUUUGGUGGUGUAAUGGAGAGCGGCUUUGGUCGUGAAGGAGGUCCUACCGGUAUUCACGAGUACCUGUACGAAAAAGCCCUCUCCUUUGGUGGCAUCUAG